UAUUUUUUUUUUCUCCUGUCAGGAUUCCCUCUACUGAACCUCAUUCCAUGUCAUUUUGAGUUUGGCCUAAUUGAAGACUUAGGUUAUGAAGUCGCUUCUCGAUGGCCUCGCAGACACCACCUUCCGCACCAUCACCACAGACCUCCUCUAUGUGGGCUCCAAUGACAUUCAAUACGAAGAUAUCAAAGGCGACAUGGCAUCCAAAUUAGGGUACUUCCCACAGAAAUUUCCUUUAACUUCCUUUAGGGGAAGUCCCUUCCAAGAGAAGAUGACUGCAGGAGACAGCCCUCAGCUGGUCCCAGCAGAUCAGACAAACAUGACAGAAUUUUACAACAAGUCUCUUUCCUCUUUCAAGGAGAAUGAGGAGAACAUUCAGUGUGGGGAGAACUUCAUGGACAUGGAGUGUUUCAUGAUUCUGAACCCCAGCCAGCAGCUGGCCAUUGCUGUGCUGUCCCUCACCCUAGGCACCUUUACGGUUUUGGAGAACCUGCUGGUGCUGUGUGUCAUCCUGCACUCUCGAAGCCUCCGCUGCAGACCUUCCUACCACUUCAUUGGCAGCCUGGCGGUGGCAGACCUCCUGGGCAGUGUCAUUUUCGUCUAUAGCUUCGUUGACUUCCACGUCUUCCACCGCAAAGAUAGUCCUAAUGUGUUUCUAUUCAAGCUGGGUGGGGUCACGGCCUCCUUCACUGCCUCUGUGGGCAGCCUCUUUCUCACAGCUAUCGACAGGUACAUAUCUAUCCACAGACCCCUGGCCUACAAGAGGAUCGUCACCAGGCCGAAGGCUGUGGUGGCCUUCUGCCUGAUGUGGACCAUCGCGAUUGUCAUUGCUGUACUGCCUCUCCUGGGUUGGAACUGCAAGAAACUGCAGUCAGUUUGCUCAGACAUUUUCCCACUCAUUGAUGAGACCUACUUAAUGUUCUGGAUUGGGGUCACCAGUGUCCUGUUGCUCUUCAUUGUGUAUGCGUACAUGUACAUUCUCUGGAAGGCUCACAGCCACGCAGUCCGCAUGAUACAGCGUGGCACUCAGAAGAGCAUCAUCAUCCACACAUCAGAGGAUGGAAAAGUCCAGGUAACUCGGCCAGACCAGGCCCGCAUGGACAUUAGGCUGGCCAAGACCCUGGUCCUCAUUCUGGUAGUUUUGAUCAUCUGCUGGGGCCCUCUGCUUGCAAUCAUGGUGUAUGAUGUCUUUGGGAAGAUGAACAAGCUCAUUAAGACGGUGUUUGCAUUCUGCAGCAUGCUCUGCCUGCUGAAUUCCACCGUGAACCCCAUCAUCUAUGCUCUAAGGAGCAAGGACCUGAGACACGCUUUCCGGAGCAUGUUCCCCUCUUGCGAUGGCACUGCACAGCCUCUGGAUAACAGCAUGGGGGACUCGGACUGCCUGCACAAGCACGCCAACAAUGCCAGUGUUCACAGGGCUGCAGAGAGCUGCAUCAAGAGCACAGUCAAGAUUGCGAAGGUGACCAUGUCUGUGUCCACAGACACGUCUGCUGAGGCUCUCUGAGCCUCAUACAGGAAACAAAAAUCCUUCUUUUUAUGUUUUAAAAAAAAAGCUCAGAAUCUAGAGGAGUCUGUCACCUCGUCAGUUACAGUUUUAAGUUUACCAUGAUCAGUGAAAAGGUGAUCGUCACCAUAAUAACUUUUUAAUUUUCUGAUGUUUCAACAGUUUAGAUACAGUUUUCCUGAGAUUUUCAAAGAAGCCUGCUAUUUCAGUGACUGAAAAGUCUUUCAGAAUCUCAAUUAAGAAGGA
Elephantulus edwardii (Cape elephant shrew) is the source of this 1747-nucleotide messenger RNA. It is a transcript of the gene CNR1, whose product is annotated as cannabinoid receptor 1 (brain). Gene Ontology annotation, cellular component: membrane. Lineage: Eukaryota; Metazoa; Chordata; Mammalia; Macroscelidea; Macroscelididae. Gene Ontology annotation, molecular function: cannabinoid receptor activity. The record is from RefSeq and is a predicted model, not a curated record. Gene Ontology annotation, biological process: G protein-coupled receptor signaling pathway. The transcript has a single exon. The coding region runs from base 86 to 1501 and encodes 471 amino acids.